Messenger RNA from Pomacea canaliculata, 2131 nucleotides. RefSeq lists its product as uncharacterized. The coding region runs from base 261 to 1922 and encodes 553 amino acids. The record is from RefSeq and is a predicted model, not a curated record. The transcript has 11 exons. NCBI's taxonomy places the organism in Eukaryota, Metazoa, Mollusca, Gastropoda, Architaenioglossa, Ampullariidae.
GAAAAAAUAUGUUGAUUAGCGAUUGUAUAUGUAAACAAACGGGUUUUGAAGUGCGGAAGAACACAAGGGGAAUUCCCCUGUCGUGUUUUCGUCCAAUCAAAAGCCGCGACUCAUCACUCCGUAUCGUAGCGUGAAGAAGUGAGGGGUAAAUCCGAAAAGUAGGAGGCACCCUGUCUCAAGUAUUGCCUCCUGUGAACCUUAAGAAAGAUGUGCUGAUUGUGGCCAAACUUCAUUGAAACAUUUGUGCCAUUUACCUGUCAAUGGAGUCACAGCCUGCAAUACUUGAGACAGCAACGGGUAGCAGCGGCCAAAGUUCCAGCGAAAGCAUUGUAAGCGCUACCCGGUCAGGUGCCUCCAGUAUCUCCACCACAUUUUCCAAACUUGACGAACCUGAGAACAACCUUAUCCUUCAAAUCAGGCAACUUCAGGAAGAGAAGAAAUUACUUGAGGGACGCAUACGUGGAUACUUGACUCUGAGUGAUCUUCUUGUUGAAGCUAGAAAGGAAAACCAGAAACUCCAAGCUGAAAUGAAAGAGCUUAAAGCUAACCAAGGAGAAAAAAACACAAAUCAUGGACAGAGUCUUCUUUCUUUUUCUUCCCUAACAGAUGCGUCUGGCAAGGAAUGUUCUCAACAAGACCGAAGUAAACCAACACUAGACAAGAAACUAGAAUCCCUCCUUACCACACCAUCUGUUAAUGGUCAUGGACCAGUGCUGACUAGUUCUUUGCCUACAGAUUUGACACAAGGCUCUUUAAUUACCUUUGGAAGUGAAGACCCAGAUGAAACCCAAGUAGUUCAGCUUCCAAAAAACAAAAUGUUAGAGAUGUCAGUUUCAGCAGAGAGCACCCCCACUCAAGAGUCACUUGAAGCAUGUAGUACUGAAGGUCAAGGUGGUAGUGGGUCAGAUGACAUGUCGCAUUCCUCCAGUGGCAAAGGUGAAGACGGGAAAAAGUCUGCCGUGAACAGAACGUGGAACGCCCAGGACAAUGGUCUGCAGCUCGACUCUGACAAAUAUAGUGAAGCAACUUACGAAAAGAUUGGAGCACAGCUUGGAUCUGCUAGCGGCAGAUACAUCAGCUCAGCCUUCACAACAAGUGGCACAGUCAGAUCUGGGGAUGCUAUGGCUACUGAGUCCCAUCCCAUAGACUUCCCCAGUCUAUGUUCUGUUAACAGCAAUGGAGGCACCAGACGGGAGGUGACACAUGCCAAAAGUUUUUCUGUCUCCAGCCCUCCAUCUUUUCAUAGAAGUCAGCAGAGCUUUAUUGGGCAGGCAUCUGAUGCUGGACCCCAAGGUCUCCUGACUCACCAGACUGAGAGCCUGGCAGAAAUGUUUAGCAACGAUCAGAGCGACGUGUCACCAUCUUUUGCUGCUCAGAUGCAUCAGCUUACUGAGUCAGUUGCCAAGAUCCACCAAAGAGAAGUUGAACAAAAGAAACUGAUGGCCAUGGUGAUGCAGGAAAAUCGUACUCUGAAGAAAAUGGUCAGAGACCGGGAGAGGGACCAUGCUGCAGAUCUGGCAAGACUGAGGGAGGAAAACAUCAGACUGCGACAAAACAAACCAGGCUUAGAUGAAAUGGCUGCCUUAAAAACUUCCUGUGCGGGAGAGUGGGUGCAAGUGGAGAGACCUGUCACUGGGGGUGAACCUACCACAGGUACAGAAGUGGAAAUGAAACUUGCUGACCGUGUCCGAAAACUAGAGCUUGCUAAUGCAGAGCUUCAGUUAGCCAAUGCUAACUGGAAUACCCAGUGGGAACAAAUGGAUCGUAACAACAAGAUGAAGAUUCAUGAACUUACUUCAGAGAUUACUGCCCUUCAGUCACGCUUGAAUGAGCAGACAGCUAGUUAUGAAAACCACAUGGUGGAGGCAAAACGCAUUUCCAUGAUGAAGAGACUGCCAAGGAAGAUGCACAACAUCAGCUGAGGCUGGCAGAACGAAAAAUCCAGGAACUGGAGGACCAUCAAGCUGCUGCUCGAAGCCAGCUGUCAGACAUGUCACGUGAGAAGCAAGCUAUUACUGCAGAACUGAAUGUUCUGAAGGCACAGAUGUCUGGGCAGGGUAUGCACGGGGUUGGAGCGACCAGCAUGUCCAGGUCGGCUCUAGAGACAGAAAUAGCAGCCCUCAAGCAGCAG